CUGUCACUGGCAGUGGGCUUGGGUGGAUCUGGAAAAUGAAGCAGUGACACUAAUUGUAUUUCUUGUAUUCCCAUUUUGGUUUCCAUCAUGUUUUAACUGUCCACUGUCUUAAAGCAUCUCUGAUUUUUGGCUGAUGAGGAACUUGCCUUUUUAACACUGUCCUUUCCCUGCACGGCUGGUCCUAUGGAAUCAAGUCUAUACCUGGGUCUUCUCAGCUGGGAGGCAGUGAUGGCAUUAGUCACAAAGCUCAGAAGCAUACUACAAAGGGCAUUAUCCAAAUGCCUCUUGAACACUGACAGGUAUAGGGCAUCUCUCUAGGAAGUCUGUUCCUGCUUUUGUGCACCCUCAGGGAGCUGUGGAAUAAAAUAAACAGCUUCCUAAAUUGCUUGUACCUCUAACACAAAUGCACAUGUCUAUGUUGUUGAUUUCUGCAGAUGCAGAGUCAUUAGACACUUUGAACUGCAGGUUCUCCUGCUCUGCCUCCCCACCACGUUUGUCCCAGGCUAUUUUGUCCCAAGUCUUGUAUUCACAGGUUUGCUUUCUCCAAGCUGUCAAUAUUAAAAUUACAUUAAUUCAGGGUUGUUCUACAACAGUCUUGACAUUUAGCCUACUUAUCACAUUUGGUUAGCCUUGAAGCGAUCAGGCAGUUGAACUUGAUCUCCAUAGGUCCCUCUGCUCCGUUCUACUCUGCUUCACUCUACUUCACUCCACUCCAUUCUGAUCCAUGCUAUCCCAUCCCAUCCCAUCCCCCAGAAGACCUUCUAAUGCAAGCCACUACAGGUACUUGUUUCUCUCCACUGACCACAGACAAUGAGGCUGUCUUGCCCAGAUGGAGAUAUCUGUAACUGACACAGCAAGUCUAGCCCUGGAUGUCUGUACAGAAUUCAAAGCAAAUUCUUAGGUGGCAGCACAUGGGUUUUCUUGGUUUUCCCUCUUUUUUCCAAGAGGGCAAUGCAAACUCUCAGAGAUGUUUAUACAUUACCACCACAAGAUUUGGCCUCUUCAGAUGCUGUCUUUAAGGAGAGGCAGGCAGGAGAGCUUACCUAUUGCCUUUGAAAUGUGCUGCACAAGUUUUGAACAGCUGAAACAUCCCAACUGAACUUCUGACAAGAGUAGGGAAGCCGAGGGUCUAUGAGAUCCCUGUUCCCUUCUGUCACAUUUGGCUGAAGUCAGACAGUAAAUGCUUUGGAAGGAUGGACUGACAGACACUGAGGAGCAAGAUGCUGAGAAGGGCAGUUAUUGAAGAAAAAUACGGCAAAGAGCUCAUUAACUUGUCAAAGAAGAAGCCCUGUGGGCAGACAGAGCUGAAUACCCUGAAGAGAUCCUUGGAUACUUUCAAGCAACAGAUAGAUAAUGUGGGACAAGGUCACAUCCAGCUGGCACAAACCCUUCGGGAGGAAGCAAAGAAAAUGGAAGAAUUCAGGGAAAAGCAAAAGCUCCAUCGAAAAAAGAUAGAGCUCAUAAUGGAGGCGAUUCACAAAAACAGGAAUUUGCAGUACAAGAAGACCAUGGAGGCCAAGCGGCUCUAUGAGCAGCGCUGCAGGGAUAAGGAUGAAGCAGAACAGGCUGUGCACCGCAACGCAAACCUGGUCACACAGAAGCAGCAGGAAAAGCUCUUCCUGAAGCUGGCUCAGACAAAAUCAGCUCUGGAAGAUUCAGACAGGAGUUACCAGCAGAGUAUCACUUCACUUGAGAAGAUCCGGGAAGAAUGGCAGAAAGAGCACAUCAAGGCUUGUGAGUUCUUCGAGACUCAGGAGUGCGAGCGCAUCAGCUACUUCCGCAAUGCCCUCUGGCUUCACGUCAACCAGCUCUCCCAGAGCUGCGUCCAGAAUGAUGAGAAAUAUGAGGAAAUCCGCAAGAGUUUAGAAAUGUGCAGCAUUGAGAAGGAUAUUGAGUUUUUUGUAAAUUUACGCAGAACUGGAAGUUCAGCCCCAGCUCCCAUUGUUUAUGAAAACUACUACAAUACUCAGAGGAAUGUGACUCCUGUGAGAAGUCCAGCUUCUGUACCUAUAUCAAGGAGGGGGCCUCUACCCACCCCAGCCAGCGGGCCAGGUGAUCCUGAUUAUGCCACAGUUGAUGGCUACAGCUUGAUACACCACUAAUAGCCACCGUUCUUCUGGCAGAAGACACUGUUGAUCUGGCCAGCAUGGCAGAAUUGGUGUUUUCAGUUAUUCCCAGCAACACAGAGCUGCAGCGCUUCUCCAUUUCAAGAAAAUAUUUGAGGACUCUGAUAAUUAUUUGUGCAUUCAGAAAGUACCUAUUAAAAAUCUUUUCCUUUGAUCAGAAAACUUGGACAGAUAUCCCAUCUUCACACUCAGGAGAAGAAAAGGCAAAUAAGCAAUGGACUGGGACACAGGGUGUUCUUCUCUGUCUGAUGAAGUUUCUGAUUUGAAGUUCUUGCAAUAUGCCACCAUCUACGAGAGCCUGGAGGCUUUUGCUCUCCAGAAAAAUAACAUGUGCUAAAUGGAGAUGUGCAAGGCUUUGGGCAUGCUGGCUUGUGGUCAGAGCUAAGGUUGUGUUUUCACCUGUCUCUAGAAUCUUUCAGUAAUAGCGAUUAAACUUGUAACUUGGAUUAAGUUUCAGUUAUGUUUCUCAAGCAGCUUAUGCAGAGGUGCACCAUGACUUUUUUUAACUACUCUGUGGGUUGGCUUUUUGUUUUUCAGGUUCAUGGUAAAACUUCUCCUGGUAGGCUCUAAUCCUGUAGCACCAGGAGCUGUGUGUGAUCUUCAGGUUGAAUCCAUGACUUCACUGUGUGCCUAAGCCCACUGGUCUCUGGGGAUUUACGCUAUUUCUUCAUGUGGAAAGGAUCAUUAUGAGCUUUACAUUCUGUCCUGCUGCACUGUAAUGAAAUGUAUGAGUAAAGGAAUAGUUUGUCCUGUUUUUUUUUUUUUUUUUCCUAAAAGAUCAAAUAUACAAAUACUCUUCUGAAGA
Molecule: messenger RNA, 2931 nt
Organism: Numida meleagris (helmeted guineafowl)
Lineage: Eukaryota; Metazoa; Chordata; Aves; Galliformes; Numididae
Gene: PSTPIP2
Product: proline-serine-threonine phosphatase interacting protein 2
Exons: 14
Coding region: 1221-2102 (293 amino acids)
Biological process (GO): actin filament polymerization
Cellular component (GO): actin filament; plasma membrane; cytoplasm
Molecular function (GO): actin filament binding
Source: RefSeq, a predicted model, not a curated record